Molecule: messenger RNA, 1884 nt
Organism: Nothobranchius furzeri (turquoise killifish)
Lineage: Eukaryota; Metazoa; Chordata; Actinopteri; Cyprinodontiformes; Nothobranchiidae
Gene: dctn4
Product: dynactin 4
Cellular component (GO): dynactin complex
Source: RefSeq, a predicted model, not a curated record
GACUCCGUCUGCUCUCGUCUGUUUCCCAGGCGAGGCGCUGCUAAACUCCAACACGGCCUAUGUAUGUCGAUGGGCGCUGCUCAUGUCGAACUAAUGGGCCCGAGUCGUUUAUCGCCAGUCACGUAGUUUACUGGUUUCAUAGACACACCCGGUUUGCGCUCGGCAUAAGCCUCUGCUUGACGUCUUUCACUUUUGUCCCAUCAGUAUCUCCGGACAGAGAUGGCGUCUCUUCUGCAGCCAGACAGGGUUCUGUACCUGGUUCGUGGAGAGAAAAGGACAAGAGCUCCCUUGUCUCAGCUUUAUUUCUGCCGCUACUGCAUCGAGCUACGGUCCCUAGAAUGUGUGUCUCAUGAGGUGGACUCUCAUUAUUGUCCAAGCUGUUUGGAGAACAUGCCAUCUGCAGAGGCUAAGCUUAAAAAAAACAGGUGUGCAAAUUGCUUCGACUGCCCUUCCUGCAUGCAUACUCUGUCAACUCGAGCAACUAACAUUCCUGCUCCUUUGCCUGAUGAUCCUUCAAAGACAACAAUGAAGAAGGCUUACUAUCUGGCCUGUGGUUUCUGUCGCUGGACCUCAAGGGAUGUAGGCAUGGCUGAUAAAUCAGUUGCCAGUGGAGGAUGGCAGGAGCCAGAAAACCCUCACGUUCAGCGGAUCUCCAAGUUGAUUGACUACUAUCAGCAGCUGGCCCACAGAGAAAAGCAGGAGAGGGACAGGAAGAAGGUGGCCAGGAGACGACAAUGCAUGCCCCUGGCAUUCUCGCAACACACAAUUCAUGCGGUGGAGAAAUAUGGACUUGGAAGCCGACUGCAGAGGCAGAGGUCUGGAGCUCCCGUUUCAAGCCUGGCUGGACUCUCUCUUAAAGAAGGGGAAGAUCAGAAAGAGAUCAGCAUUGAGCCUGCUCAAGCCCUUGAUGAAGUGGAACUAUUGCCCGAGGAUUGUUACACCAGACCGGUCACCUUACCAGAGGUGACCACUCUGCGCCAGAGGCUCCUGCAGCCAGACUUCCAGCCUGCAGGAGCGCCUCAGCUCCACCCCAAACACAAACACCUCCUGAUGAAGCGUUCGCUGCGCUGCCGGAAAUGUGAGCAUAACCUAAGCAAGCCUGAGUUUAAUCCAACUUCAAUCAAGUUUAAGAUCCAGCUAGUGGCUGUGAAUUACAUCCCUGAAGUGAGAAUUAUGUCCAUUCCAAAACUCCGAUACAUGAAGGAGAGUCAGGUGUUGCUAACCGUGACUAAUCCAGUGGAGAACAUCACCCACCUCACACUGGCUCCUUGUGAAGAAGGAGAUCCCGAUGACAUCAAUAGCACUGCCAAGGUUUUGUUACCUUGUAAGGAACUGGUCCUGGCAGGAAAAGAUGCUGCAGCAGAGUACGAUGAACUGGCUGAACCUCUGGACUUCCAGGACGAUCCAGACGUUGUUGCCUUCAGGAAAUCAAACAAGAUUGGUUUGUUCAUCAAAGUGAUUCCCCAGGAUGAAAAGGAUGCAGAUGUCACUGUUUCAUUUAAGAUCCGACACGAUUUCCACAACUUUGCCGUUCCCAUGCGGCUGAGCGAGGAGGGUAGCGAUGGCGCUCCUGAGGCCACUUGGCUCUCUCAUCAUGUAGAGCUGAGGCUAGGACCACUCGCCGCUUGAGCUCUGUUUAGACCUUUCAUCUAGUUUCAGUAUGCUUAACUUAUAACUGAUUCAGCCUAUCAUUGUGUAGGAACAGCUUUAGUUGCAGACCAGGUUUUCUCCCCUCAUUUUAGCUUAAACAGCAGGAACAUCUUGGAAAAAUGCAGGUAGUAUGAUGAGCCAUCUUUCAUUGCUCAGUUUAUUAUUACAAACUGUUUAAGUGCUGCUGAAUGAUGUAACGUAGGUGUUACUUUGAAUAAACGUUAUACCAUCUAA